GCCGCACAGCACUGGGUGAGGCAAGACGAGGCGAGGCAAGGCAGGAUGGCAGGGCCGGCCAGCCAGCCAAGCACCCAAGAGCAUGGAAGUGGAAGCAAGCCUUUGAUGAACACUCAUCAUCACCAAGCAAUCACCAAGCAGACGGAAUGCUAAUGUGGGCCGAUGUACUGCUGCCUCGACUCGUGACCUGCUUGAUGAGCGCCUGAUGAGCGCCCGCUCGCGCGUCUGAGGGCGGCUGCUUCGGCACGUGGUUAUUCCGGCGGCGCUACUGCGCCAGGCGCAAGAAAAAAUCCGCCCGCGCCAUGGCAGCCGGAGGCGACGAUCUCCCAAGGGCACAUGCACUCACCCAGCCAUCAUCAUUCUCGCCGGCCUGCCCAGAUCGAGGUCAGACGAUCCUGCAACGCCACUCGCCGUCGCCGGCAGCCCUCGCCUCUGUUCCGCUUCCCUCUACGGGCAGACGUCCUGCGUCCUGCAUCGAGCCCGCCGGCCGCAUCGCCUGCUCCGAUUCGCAACGCAUUUGGCAACGCUGGCCACGCUUCGUGACCUGACCACCUGGACCAGCUCGCACAGAGUUUGUACACGCUGCCGUCGUGCAACGAUCAACUCGGCGCCUGAGGUUGACUCACGGUCGGCGUUGGAAUCAAAUAACUCCCAACUAUCGUCAUCACAUCAACUCGAAAAACCUGCCAGCUGCUCUGGGCCCCUAUCCCCCACACCCUUUGAGGAACCGUUCGCCGCCCUCCGCAACCCAAUCCAACAGUGACAGUUGCUGUCGCCGUUGUUACGUGUUUCGCCUUCGCGUAUUGUCUACUGAGUCGCGGCCAUGGCGGACUCACAACCCCAGCCUGACAUCAAGAGCAUCCUUGCUGCCCUUGCGGCCCAGCGACCACCCGCAACGACACCCUCACAGACUCCUCCGGGAGCUCCUGGCCAUGGGUAUCCAGCUCCGUCGUCGACCCAACCCGGGUCAUACCCCGGCGCCCCUCCCCCGCCCGCGGGACCUCCAGGCUACGGUGGUGGCUCGGGUCUUCCGGCACCUGCGGCGAGCGGUAACGUCGAUCUGAGUGCAAUCCGCCCGGUCAACUCUGGGACAAUGAGCUUCGACGACAUCGUGUCACAGGCGCGAGCUUUUGCAGCCGAGAAGGGAGCCACGUCCUAUGACCGGCCCCUUGUCUAUGGCUCCGACUCGAGGAACAGCGAUCGCGCCUAUCGACGCUCGAGAUCCCGCUCCCCUCCCCGAGGCGACUUUCACAGUAAUGACCGUCGUGGCGCACACGGCCGCGACUACCCCCGGGAUCGCUCGUACUCCCCACCCGCACGAGGUCGCACGUUUUCGCCUCGCGCAGGUGCCAACAGUGGUCGCGAUCGCUCCCCUCUGCGUGGGGGCGAUGACAACUCCGAGACAAUACAGAUCGAAUCAAGCCUCGUCGGUCUCAUCAUCGGUCGGCAGGGCGAGAAUCUCCGACGGAUUGAGGCCGAGUCCAACUGUCGCGUGCAGUUCCUGGCUCCAACUGACGCUGGGUCUCACCGCCAGUGCAGGAUUUCCGGUCCUCGGGCGCGCCGCGCCGAGGUGAAAGCUGCCAUUAAUCGAAUUAUCGAGGACAGUGGAAUGGGCGCCUUGAACCGGCCCCAGGAAAAGCCGCGGGAUCAGGGCCGGGGUGGCUCGGCUGCCCUCCGUGAAGGUGAGGACCAUAUGCAGAUCAUGGUCCCGGACCGCACCGUCGGCCUCAUCAUCGGGCGCGGAGGUGAGACCAUUCGAGACCUCCAAGAACGUUCGGGAUGCCACAUCAACAUCGUUGGCGAAUCUAAGAGUGUCAACGGCUUGCGGCCUGUGAACCUGAUAGGAACGGUCGAGGCUGCGGCCCGUGCCAAAGACUUCAUCAUGGAAAUUGUGGACAGCGAUACCCGGGGCGAUGGACCCGCCGCAAAGAAGGCACCCGGAGGUGAACGAAACGACCGCCCUCCCCGGGAUAUCGGUGGGGGCGGGCCGGACAAGCUCAACGACUCUAUCUACGUCCCGUCCGACGCCGUAGGCAUGAUAAUCGGCAAGGGAGGGGAGACCAUCCGCGACAUGCAGAACGCGACGGGAUGCAAGAUUAACGUUGCCCAGUCUUCUGGUCCGGGAGAAGUUCAGAGAGAGAUUGCCCUCAUUGGUUCGCGCGACAGCAUCGAGCGUGCCAAGCUCGCAAUUGACGAGAAGGUUGAGGCGGUGAAGAGUGGCGGCGGCAGCGGUGGUGGUGGCGGACGCGGCCGCGGAUACCAGGAUCUUGACCGAAGCUCCUACUCCCAACCCGGCGCGAGCGCGUCUACUAACCAAGCAGCUCCUCAAGCAGCGGCUGGCGACGCUUCUGACCCGUAUGCCCAAUAUGGCGGCUACCAAAACUAUGUGGCGCUCUGGUAUCAAUCCCUGAUGUACCAGCAACAGCAGCAGGGCGGACAAGGAGCCCCGGCCGGAGCCCCGGCCCCGGGGGCCCAGUGAUGUUCCUUUCGUGGUGGCGGGGCCUCUCGCGUUGAUGACUGGGUGACCCUGAUUGAGCUCGCUCCGUGCAUUGCCCGAGCAGAGCGUCUUUCUGAGAUGCCUUGACAUGAUUGACCUCAGCUCGCCUCCUGGUCCCGAGGCACAAGCUUCCAACCAUGACGUUGAUAAUGGUGUCGACGACUGUACAACAUUUUCCCCUCCUUUCUUCUCUCUCAGGACGCUCGCCGACGUGUCGACUGCGUUUUGCCUUGAUGAACGUAUACCCCCUAUUCCAUGCGAAUGAACUGGAUGCGCGCGGAAUUUGAAAAGCACCACUGCAAAGUCGACACUAAUCAACACACUAUGCUGCUGCGAUGGGUCGUAUGCCUCCCACUCGAAGAAAAAGAGGAAACAAGGGCGCAGAGGCUUGGGUCAAUUGGCAUUGGACCCGAGGCCCGAGAGUGCAAAGGCCCUCCCCUUGUAGGGACCUGAGGGCUGGUUACGCUUGCCUGACGCCUCGGGACAGACUGGCGGCGACUCGACCUCUUCUCACCAUCGACAGGCGUUGGGGCCUGUGACUCAGCUCUCGUGCAUGUCUGACUGUCGCCGCAGCCGCCUCGUCGAGCGUGUCAUCGAGCAGAGUGACCCCAACAGACCCCGACGACGUUUGCGCAAGAAGUGAGCGGCGAGACGGUUACAAGGGCGACGAGACGUCGCCAGACCACACUUGCGCAAGGAGCGCAAAGUCCUUACUGUGCCGGCCUCCCAUGACGCUGCCUGACACGUACUGGGUUGAAGAGGACCAUCUGACCCCUGAUGCCACUCGUCGGGUGACUUGAGCUUCAGCGCGGGCACUAACUCCGUUGUGUUUCGGCGCGCUUCGUGCGGCUCCCAGCCCAGCUGCCGUUUCUUGCGUAUCUUUUAAUGUAUUCGCGAUUUUCCCAACCAACCCAACACCCGCCCCCCCAUGAUAUGUUAUGCUUAGUACGAGAGAAGAAGAAGAAAAUUAGGAGGCAGUUGGGGGAUAGGACAUUAGCCAGGAGCCUUGGGUGGCAUGGGUACGGAGUCUGGGAUGGAUCCGCCGGAGGGAUCAUUACCAUAGUGCGUUGCAAUGGGAUCUUUCUCUUGUUAA
This is a messenger RNA of Purpureocillium takamizusanense, 3590 nucleotides long. RefSeq lists its product as uncharacterized. Lineage: Eukaryota; Fungi; Ascomycota; Sordariomycetes; Hypocreales; Ophiocordycipitaceae. Gene Ontology annotation, cellular component: nucleus; cytoplasm. The transcript is spliced from 4 exons. Gene Ontology annotation, molecular function: mRNA binding. The coding region runs from base 824 to 2479 and encodes 551 amino acids. Gene Ontology annotation, biological process: regulation of gene expression. The record is from RefSeq and is a predicted model, not a curated record.